AUACUAUCCCUUUAAGUAACUCUCCAGAGACCAGUACUGAGGAUCAUGUGAUUACUGAUUGAUUGCAACAUUGUUGGAAGCUAGUAAAAGCAGGCAAAGCAGAAGGAGCAGAGGUGUAUCCAGGAGAGGAAUGUACAUUUGGAUGACACCCUACACUGCAGUGUUGUAUCAGGACCUUGCUGGGAGACAUUGCAGGACCACUUCAAGGACAGCAGCGAGGGGGGGGGGGGAUGCUCUGCAUUGGGGACAAUGCAAAAUCUGCAAGCGAUUGAAGAUGCAGGAAGGGAUUGUGACAAAGACAUGGUUCAGGAUUAACAACCAUUCUCCACAUUGAAGCAGCAUGGGCACCUCCGUCUCACUAGCUGUCUACAUCGUCAUUGAAGUGCUGAUAGCCUUGGUCUCGGUACUCGGUAACAUACUGGUGAUUUGGGCUGUAAUUGUGAACCAGGCACUUCGAGACACAACUUUCUUCUUCAUUGUGUCAUUGGCUGUGGCUGACAUUGCAGUUGGAGCACUGGUCAUUCCUUUGGCCAUUAUAAUUAGUAUUGGACUGGAAACUGAGUUUUAUAGCUGCCUUAUGGUGGCUUGUAUUAUGCUGAUUCUGACGCAGAGCUCCAUACUGGCAUUGCUAGCCAUUGCUGUAGACCGAUAUCUACGUGUCAAAAUCCCUACAAGUUACAAAAGUUUUGUAACAGCCAGAAGAGCCGUGGUUGCCAUAACCGGAUGCUGGGUCCUGUCCUUCAUUGUUGGCUUGGUUCCCAUGUUUGGAUGGAACAAUAUAAGCAGCCUGAGAAAAGAACAGAACUCCACUUUUGGUGAAAUAAUUAUAACCUGCGAAUUUGAAACUGUGAUCAGUAUGGAAUAUAUGGUCUACUUCAAUUUCUUUGUCUGGGUACUUCCUCCCCUCAUCCUGAUGCUAAUUAUUUAUUUGGAAGUAUUCAACCUAAUUCAGCGACAGCUUAACAAGAAGGUGUCUUCCAGCUCAAAGGACCCACACAAGUACUAUGGAAAGGAACUGAAAAUUGCCAAGUCAUUAGCUCUGAUCUUAUUAUUAUUUGCUCUAAGCUGGCUACCACUACACACAUUAAACUGCAUUACACUGUUCUGCCAGACUUGCAGCACCCCUAUGAUCAUAACUUACAUUGCUAUCUUUUUGACCCAUGGGAACUCUGCUAUGAACCCCAUUGUCUAUGCCUUCCGUAUUGAAAAAUUCAGAUUUACGUUUUUGUACAUCUGGAAGAAAUAUUUCUGCUGCAAAAGUGGAAGAGAACUUAACAGAGCAAACACAACGAACGUUGAGAGAUCUUGUUCAAAACAUGUCCUCUAAAGUACCCAGGUUUUGUACACUAUAAUACUCCAAAAUAAGCAAAUAACCACUGUCUGUUCAACUGUCCAUUUUAACAAUAAAGUGCUGUUAAAUGAUAUGCAGAAUUCA
This is a messenger RNA of Rana temporaria (common frog), 1435 nucleotides long. It is a transcript of the gene ADORA1, whose product is annotated as adenosine A1 receptor. Gene Ontology annotation, molecular function: G protein-coupled adenosine receptor activity. Gene Ontology annotation, biological process: G protein-coupled adenosine receptor signaling pathway. Gene Ontology annotation, cellular component: dendrite; synapse; membrane. Lineage: Eukaryota; Metazoa; Chordata; Amphibia; Anura; Ranidae. The transcript has 3 exons. The coding region runs from base 341 to 1327 and encodes 328 amino acids. The record is from RefSeq and is a predicted model, not a curated record.